AUGGCCAGCGAGGCGGGGAAGGCUCCGGCGAUCCCCGGCCGGCGCGUGCUCAUGUUCCCGCUGCCGUUCGAGGGCCACCUGAGCCCGAUGCUGCAGCUGGCGGCCCGCCUGCAAGGAGCUUUCCAGAACAGCCUCCGCGAAGUGCUGGAGGAGGAGGAGGGAGCGCGGCCGGCGUGCCUGGUGCUGGACUCCAACCUCCGAGGCAUGCAGGUGGUCGCCGACCGGCUCGGCGUGCCGACGCUGGUGCUUCGCACGGGCGGCGCCGCUUGCUUCGUCGCCUACAUGGCCUUCCCGGCGCUGUGCGACAAGGGCCUCCUCCCGCUACAAGAUCAUGCGCAAUUGAACAUGCCACUGGAUGAUCUCCAACCACUCCAGCUAGGAGACAUGGUCUUCUCAACCACAACUCCGCAUGAAACAAUGUCCAAUUGCCUUGAACGCAUUAUGGAAUCUGCGAGGUAUUCUUCUGGUGUCAUCAUUAACACCUUUAGUGAGCUUGAAGGCGCCGACCUCCAAAAGAUCAUCCAUGGUCUAGGUGUUCCAGUGUACGCAGUUGGUCCGCUUCACAAAAUAUCUCCAAGUGCCCAGAGCAGCCUGUUGGAUGCAGACAAAACUUGUUUGAAUUGGUUGGAUAAGCAGGAGGCGAAGUCCGUUCUAUUUCUGAGCAUUGGGAGCUUGGCAUCCAUGACCCAGGAAGAGCUAGUGGAGACCGCAUGGGGCUUGGCCAAUAGUUGCAUGCCAUUUCUUUGGGUGAUUAGGCCAAACUUGGUUCAAUGUUCAGGGAAGGUAGGCCUACCUGAAGGCUUUGAGGAGGUGACACGUGGUAGGGGAAUGGUGGUGAGUUGGGCCCCUCAACAAGAAGUUCUUGGGCACCAAGCAGUUGGUGGCUUUUGGACCCAUAACGGCUGGAACUCGACGUUGGAAAGCAUAUGUGAGGGUGUUCCGAUGAUAUGUAGACCCCAUUUUGCCGAUCAGAUGAUAAAUGCCAGGUAUGUCCAGGAGGUCUGGAAGGUAGGAUUUGAGUUAGAGGGAAAGUUGGAGAGGGGGAAGAUUGAGAGGAGUGUUAGAAAGUUGUUUUGCCACGAAGAAGGUGGAGAGAUGAGGUGGAGGGCGAAAGAUCUCGAGGACAAAGCAACCGAGUGUAUGAAGAAAGGAGGCUCUUCAGAAACUAGAAUCAAUUUGUUGGUGAAUUUUAUGAUGUCAUUACCUUGUUCCAUUUAG
Molecule: messenger RNA, 1218 nt
Organism: Triticum turgidum subsp. durum (durum wheat)
Lineage: Eukaryota; Viridiplantae; Streptophyta; Magnoliopsida; Poales; Poaceae
Source: the annotation of a GenBank genome assembly